Molecule: messenger RNA, 1373 nt
Organism: Galleria mellonella (greater wax moth)
Lineage: Eukaryota; Metazoa; Arthropoda; Insecta; Lepidoptera; Pyralidae
Product: regucalcin-like
Exons: 6
Coding region: 163-1182 (339 amino acids)
Biological process (GO): L-ascorbic acid biosynthetic process
Molecular function (GO): calcium ion binding; gluconolactonase activity
Source: RefSeq, a predicted model, not a curated record
AUCAAGUUUCUAGCGACGCUAAAAUGUCUUUUUUUUACAAACUUCUAUUGUUAGAAAAGCUGGAAUCGAUUUUAGUUGUUCAUUGUCACUGUCGCAAACUAUGUUUGUGUGAUCAAAAUAGGUAUAUCUUGGAUACAUUAGGCAUAUAACAAAAUCAACAUAAUGUUAAAUUUUUUGUUUUUAUUAUUUACCGUGAGUAAAAUCAGUGUUGCAAUAGCUGAGGAUUCAAAACAUUACAAAAUUUCAAUGGUAUCUUCAAACGACAAUCCUGACAAGCCGGCUAUAUUUAAUCAUGCCGAAAGCCCGGUAUGGGACCCGCGUUCGCAGAGCCUCUACUUCGUGGACGUACACCUUCAGAAUGUGCAUCGACUUGACUACACUUCGGGCAAGAUAUACACUAAACACAUCGGAUAUGGUCAAGUGAAUGUAGUGUCUCUAGUGUCGGGAUCCCGGCGUCUACUAGUGGCGGUGAGGUCUGCGUUGUAUCUUCUCGAUUGGGAUGUGGAAGGCGACAACGCGCUCCGGCUCAUCACGACCCUGGAUGAGGGACUACCAGACAAUGUCAUCAAUGAAGGCAAACCAGACGCUGAAGGAAGGUUUUGGGUCGGUACAAAAGGCUAUCAAAUAUUUGAAGACGUACUUAAUGAUAAAGCAACUUUGUACAGUAUCGAUCAGAACAAUUUUAGAAAUCCAGUAAUCCACCUUCGGCCGAUUUCAAUCUCCAACGGAUUAGUUUGGGCACUCAAUAACUCAGUAAUGUACUAUAUAGAUUCCCCCACCAUGAAAAUCGAAGCAUUUGAUUUUGACAUUCAGAAAGGAGAAAUAAGCGGUCGGCGGACUAUUAUAGACAUAUCGAACUACGGAUAUGAAGAUGCUAUACCGGAUGGAAUGACCAUUGAUGAUGGGGGACACUUAUGGGUGGCGAUUAUGUUUGGUGGCACUGUGUUACACAUCGACCCAGAUGCCAAGCUAAUAAUCCACAGCUACAAGUUACCGACUUCCCGAGUGACCUCCGUCGCAUGGGGAGGGCCCAAUUUAGACGAGCUCUUCAUUACAACCGCUCAAGACAAGGUAAAAAUAAAUGCGGAACCAUUAGAAGGCGCCAUUUUCACAAUUAGAGACACAGGCAGACGCGGUGUGUCACCUAACUACUUCCAAUUUGAUAAAGCUAACACAUAUUAAAUGUUUUGUUUUAAACUUAAUUAAAUUAAAUAGGUAUUGUUGUUUAAUGUUAUAAACGUUGUCCCCAAUUAUUGUUUUAAAAGUAAACUUAAUUUUUAGUUUUUAUUUUUUAUAAAAAAUGAAAUAAAAGUCUAGCUCGUUGGUUUUUACUUAUUCUGUAUAGUUUUUGUUGCUUCACGUACUGUCAAAUA